Messenger RNA from Aspergillus bombycis, 1695 nucleotides. RefSeq names its product Myb-like DNA-binding domain protein. Bases 1 to 1695 code for a protein of 564 amino acids. Gene Ontology annotation, molecular function: protein heterodimerization activity; histone binding. Gene Ontology annotation, cellular component: nucleus. Lineage: Eukaryota; Fungi; Ascomycota; Eurotiomycetes; Eurotiales; Aspergillaceae. The record is from RefSeq and is a predicted model, not a curated record. The transcript has a single exon.
AUGACGGAGAGACCACUCAAGAGACCUCGAUUGUCCUUUGCUACCGGCACAGAUGACGAGCCAGGUGAUAUAGACCUACAAGAAGCCCGCGCGCAAAACGAUCAACGUCUCAAAUCGAUCUUCGAGGGUAUUUUCGAAAAAUACGGCAAAGACUUUACGGAUGUGGGAGAUGAGAUUGAUUUACAAACCGGAAAAAUAGUGGUGGAUAAUGGACAUAUUCAGGGAAUGGAAGAUGAGGACGAUACUGGUGAAGAAGCCCCUUGGCUGUUUGACACGGAAAAUUCCGCACUAGAUGAUGCAGCUACGGCGCACAAUAUCUCUCAAUACUCGGAAACAGAGGCUGGUGGUGACCUUCUGGAAGAGGAUAACACAUAUCUUCAACACCCACAAGCAGCAACACAGCUUCAAGCGGGGCCAAACCUCAGUGGACCUUGGGAGAGCAGAGAGAGUGAGGCGUUGAGCGCCGAGUCAGAUGUCGACGAAGAUAGGUCUAGUGUGGAUUCUCUGUUGGAUACAGCACUAAGUGUCCAGAAUGGCCCGGACGAUCCCGUUCGGCGAAAAAACCUGAUGGAUACGGACGAGGUCGUUACAAAAAAAGCAAAACCUACGGCUGAGACAUCCACCCAAUCUCAAAUCCUGCAGAAACACAGCUCUAUAGAAGCGGUGGAUUCAGUGUGGCGCGUCCCUAGAAUUAGUGGCAAAUUCUCUACGCCUCCAUUGAGCAGAUCACGACCACCAGUUUCUUUCAAUGCCGUACGGUCCGCAUCUCCACCCGGAGCAGGCUCUAUCUGGGCACUGCCCGGGAAGUCCAGGCGUACUACCGACAUUACGAAAAGGAGAUCCGCAAGGAAACACGAAAGCAGCCAGCACAAGUGGAAGCCCCAAUCUAGUCCGAUUAUGUGCGACUGGUCUUUCGCAGAGACACCGGAUGGAAACGAAUCUGACGACCCCUUACAGGAAAACUAUCAGCCAUCGCCUACGCCGAAAGGGGGGCUAAAAAUUAGAGGGAAACGACUCGGACCGGAUACUCCCAGUCGUAGGAAGGAUCUAGUUGAUGAUUGCAAGGUAUCUCCUCUGCGAGAUGAUCCUGCCUCUCGGCUCCACCAAACUUCACUCAACUCCGCGGAAGAUCAGCGCGACACUACGGAAGCAGCAAAUCAACCAGAGACCACCGCUAACAACGUGGCUUUGGAUACGCAGCUUGUAACCAAGAGCGAUACUAAAAUUCAUGAUAUCUCGAUGGAAGUUACACAGGACCCAAAAAUCACACCGAUUGGGUAUCAGCCCAAACCGCAGGAUUCCACUAGCCCCAGCAAGCGUACCAGAACGACUAUUACACCAGAUGAAGCGAGACUGAUUGUGGUUUUGAAACAAGUUCAGGGGAAAAAAUGGAAGGAGAUUUUAGAUCGUUUACCGUGGAAAAAACUGGCGCAACUUGUCCAAUGGAAUCACUUACACUGGAAUGAGCGCCGGGCGAACCCACCUCCACUGUCCAAGCCUUGGUCGAGUACGGAGCGAGAGACUCUCCAUGACCUCAAGGACCAACGCGGCCUUACAUGGCAUGCAAUCCGUACAAGGUUGCCUGGUCGAUCUCUCGCGGAGAUAGAAUUUGAGCUUCUGAUACUCUGGGUUGGUGAUGAUGUUUGGAACACCGAACAACAGGAUGGGAUUGCACCAUCUUUCAGCAUGGAAUAG